GCAGUUUUGUACUAGUCCCCGCAACUGUGCUGACACAGAUCUGACUCCUCCAGUUGCUAACCUUCCACCAGGGUCCCAUUUGCACCAGCAUCUUAGAAGCAAGAGCAAACCCAAAACUUCAAAGCGUAGCUGGCCGUUUUCUGUGCAGCUUUCAUCAGACGUACACGAAUGUCCUGGGAACUCGCUCCUUGAGGGGAAAGGUGCUGCUGAGGAAAGGCUCUCUGGAUUUAAGUGAUCUUCAGCUUGUUAGGCAAAUACCGAAAAGCAGCACACAAGGAAAGGAAGCUUCACUAGACAGUGUCAAGAAAGGAAAAUGAAGUUCCAGAGAAUAAACUCGGAGGCUUAAAGUGGUUGCACAGCAGCAGCGGCACCACAGUUCCCAAACUGUUUUGAAGGCGCAGAUUUGCCGCGUGUCGGUGUCAUAAUGGCAGCUGUUAUGAGCUUGGGGAAGAUUGCUGAAAAUGGCACCGCACCAUCUCAGAACGCCAAGUCCCCACCAAAACCUCUUGCUCCCAAUCGGAUUGGCAGGAGAAACCAGGAAACAAAAGAUGACAAGUCUUCCUAUACCUGCCCUCUUUGUGAAAAGAUUUGCACUACUCAGCAUCAGUUGACAAUGCAUAUUCGUCAGCAUAACACGGACACUGGAGGAACAGACCAUUCCUGCAGCAUCUGUGGAAAGUCUCUGAGCUCCGCAAGCUCCCUCGACCGCCACAUGCUGGUCCAUUCUGGCGAAAGGCCUUACAAAUGUUCGGUGUGUGACCAGUCCUUCACCACCAAUGGAAACAUGCACAGACACAUGAAAAUCCACGAGAAGGAUCCAAAUGGCACUACUACAAGUACAGCACCUGCCUCCCCACUGAAACGCAGGCGGUUGUCCACAAAACGAAAACUCAGCCAAGAAACCGAGGCAGACAAAGAGGAGCGAAUUCCAGCCAAAAAGGCCGUGGAGGAACCACAAAGUGGCGAAGCUGAGAAGAAGGCCGAGGAUGAAGUUUAUCGUUGUCCAGUGUGUUUCAAGGAAUUUUCGUGCAAGUAUGGGCUGGAAAGCCACAUGGAGGCACAUCCAGACACCUCACUGAGGUGUGACAUCUGUUGCCUUUCCUUCCGCACGCACCGGGGUUUGUUGCGGCAUAAUGCUGUUAUUCAUAAACAACUUCCAAGAGACCCACUGGGAAAGCCUUUUAUUCAGAAUAACCCUUCGAUUCCUGCAGGCUUCCACGAUUUGGGAUUCACAGAUUUCUCCUGCAGGAAAUUUCCUCGCAUUUCUCAGGUCUGGUGUGAAACGAACCUGCGACGGUGCAUCAGUGAAUAUCACCGGUAUGUCUGCGAGGUGUGCAACAAGGCGUUCCCCAUGCGCUCAGCGCUCAAGCUGCACGCAGAGACGCAUGCCGCGGAUCAGGAAAGAGACAAGCACGAGCUGCCCUCGGAGGACCCGGACCGGAAAGCUUACAUGGCAUCCUUGGGGCUGCAGCAUACCAAAGACGUUGAACCUGCCCAGCAGGAGGAGCUGGCUUCAGAUGAGGCCCAAGAAACUCAGCUCCAAACACUGAAAUGUAACCUACCUCAGGAACCUGGUAGUGCUAACCAGUUGAACAUGUCUCCUCUGGAGGCUGCUUCCGUGGAAGGGCCGUUCUCUGUCCUCGCCCCCACAAAAGAAAACAUGAAGCUCCUGUCACUACAGCAUUUCCAGAAAGGCUUCAUCAUCCAGCCUGACACUAGCAUUGUCGUCAAACCCAUUUCUGGCGAGCUGGCGGACAUCCAGCAGAUCUUGAAGAUGGCUUCCUCUGCAACGCCGCCGAUAAGCCUCCCGCCCCUCUCGAAGGCGCCUCCUGUCCCCUUGCAGUCCCUCUUCAAGCACAUGCCUCCACUGAAGCCAAAGCCCUUGGUGGCGCCCAGGACGGUUGUCGCAACUUCGACGCCUCCUCCGCUGGUCAGCACUCAGCAAGCCUCGCCCGGGUGCAUCAGCCCAAGCCUUCCUCCGGUGCUGCCCAAGCCGCUCAGAACCUCUGAAGAGUUGACUUUGGCCUCUCACCUUCCUCAUGGUAAAGCAGGAACCAAAUCCAGCCCUUCUCCCCAGGCCAAGGCGGAGAUGAAAACGCAGCUGGAGCAAGACAGCAUCAUCGAGGCCCUGCUGCCCUUGACGAUGGGUGGGAAAAUCAAGCAGGAGGUCAUGGAGCGGGACUUCAAAGCCAUGAUAGCCGGGGCAGCAAGCAAGAAGGCCCCCGCCGUGAGGAAAAUGACGUUCCCGUGUCACUUGUGCAAGCAGGUAUUCGCAUUCUCCGGGGUCCUGAGGGCUCACAUCCGCUCCCACCUGGGCAUCUCCCCGUACCAGUGCAACAUCUGCGACUACAUUGCAGCCGACAAGGCGGCGCUGAUCCGGCACCUGAGGACGCACAGCGGGGAGCGGCCGUACAUCUGCAAGAUCUGCCACUACCCUUUCACUGUGAAGGCCAACUGCGAGCGUCACCUGCGGAAGAAGCACCUCAAGACGACGCGGAAGGACAUCGAGAAGAACAUCGAGUACGUGGCCAGCAACGCCGCGGAGAUGGUGGACGCCUUCUGCUCUCCGGACACGGUGUGCAAGUUUUGCGGGGAGGACCUCAAGCACUACCGAGCUCUCCGCAUCCACAUGCGGACGCACAGCGGCUGCCAGAAGAAGAAGCCGUUCGAGUGCAAGGAGUGCGGCACUGCCUUCUCGGCCAAGCGCAACUGCAUCCACCACAUCCUCAAGCAGCAUUUGCACAUCCAGGAGAGGGAGAUCGAGAGCUACGUGCUGGCUGUGGACUGCACACCCCCAGAGAGCCAGCCGGGCACCUUGCUUCUCGAAGACAGCGCCUACCUAGACCGCAAGCCCAUCGCCCCGUUCCUGGAGUCGCAGAACGGCUUCUUGAGGGGCGCUCCUUCUCACGCAUCGAUCAAACUCGAAAACGCAAGCAGCUUCCCUAUGGAAUUCGACGAGCCUCUGGACUUCUCGCAAAAGAACAAGGACCUGAACUCUGUGCUGGUGAAGCAGGAGAGCCCGUUCGGGUCUUCUGUUUACGAUGGCUCUAUGGAGCCCAUAGACUUGUCGAUCCCCAAAGCUCCAAAGAAGGAAAAGGAUGACGGUGCCUCGAGUCAGGAUACAAAGGAAGGGCACGAGGAGAAUCUCCACAACGGCCAGCAGUCUCCUCCAGUGAACAGCAACCCGGAAAACAGAGCUCCCGGACAUUCCCAGCCCUUGAAGGGUCCACUGCAUUUGACAGUCCCAAUCAUUUCUCCCUCCCUCCUGGGAAAUGCUGCCUUGCUUCGGCCCUUGAGGCCUAAGCCCCUCUUGCCAAAGCCCCUUGUGGCAAAAGAGCUGCCACCCCUUGCUUCCAUUGCGCAGAUUAUUUCAUCCGUGUCGUCUGCUUCCGCUCUGUUGAAAACGGACGCUGCGGACUCUGUCCCUAAAGCAGCUGCUGGCCCUGAGAAGCUCGGGACCCCAAAACCGAAAGCAGCUCCCGCAGCUGCUGCCCAGGCGGACCCCAUCGUUUCCACUGACUUGAUGCCGCAUGCAUGCAGCCCCAACGGGCCCCAGAAGUCCACCACAUCUGGGUCUGUGAAAAAGAGAGGCCGGAAGAAGGGGGCAAAGAACAAGCUGAAGGCAAGCAGCAGCAGCAGCGUGGACCUGGAGUCGAGCGGGGAGUUCGCCAGCAUAGAGAAGAUGCUGGCAACCACAGACACCAAUAAGUUCAGCACGUUCCUGCAGUCGACGGAGGACUUCAAAGAAGCAGCGGCUGACCCAAACGGAACCAGUGAGGAGGAGAAAGAAACGGCCGAAGACAAACUCCUGCGGGGAAAGAGAAACGCCUACUCAAAUUGCUUUCAGAAAAUCAACUGUCCCCAUUGUCCGAGAGUUUUCCCCUGGGCGAGUUCCUUACAGCGGCACAUGCUCACUCACACAGGUCAGAAGCCCUACCCCUGUCAAAAAUGUGAUGCCUUCUUUUCCACCAAAUCUAACUGUGAACGCCACCUCUUACGCAAACACGGAGUUGCCAACUACUGUCUGAGAAGAAACGGGCUUAUCCCCCAGUCUAAAGAAAGUGAUGCUGGAGCUCAUGAUAGCACAGACAGCCAAUCGGAUCUGGAGAAUGCAAGUGUGGGAAGUGAAGCGUUAGACUUGACUUCUGGCGAAAGAGACCACCUAGAGGAGGCCGCUGAGCUUCCAGACCCUGAGCGCAGUCCCAAAGAGGAGGAGAAGAUGGACACAUCUCAAGGGGAAGAAGAUGCACAAGAGAAACUCAGCGAGGACGAAGAGGGGCCAGAAGAAGACUCUGCCAGCAACAGGAGCCUUGACCUCAAUUUUGCUAGCAAGCUCAUGGACUUCAAGCUGGCUGAGAGUGACCAGAGCACCGGUAGCGGCAUUCAGGCAGAAAAGAAGCACACCUGUGACAUUUGCGGGAAGUCCUUCAAGUUCGCGGGCACUCUCAGCCGGCACAAAAAGGCUCACGAGCGCGACGACAGGAAGGACGAGAAGAGCAGCGAGGACGAAAGCAAGAGCAUCCAAGGCGGAGGCCAAGUUCCUAUGGCUCAGGAGGAGUCUUCUCCUGAGCAGGAAGAGCCCACAGGAGACCUGAAGGCAGCAGAGUCUCCCAUGGACGGCGAGGCCAUGGGGAAGGAGAACGAGGAAAGCGAGAGCAUCUCCGAGGGGGAGAGCACAGAGCGGAAGUCUUCGGAGAAGAGCGACGACGACAGGAAGCCAAAAGCGAAUGGUGGGACUAAGAGCGAGUCAAAGGCAGACAAGAGGAAGAAAGUCUGCACGGUGUGCAACAAGCGAUUUUGGUCUCUGCAAGACUUGACGAGGCACAUGAGGUCCCAUACAGGGGAGCGACCUUACAAAUGUCAAACCUGCGAACGGACCUUUACUCUGAAGCACAGCUUGGUUCGCCACCAGCGUAUCCACCAGAAGGUAAAGAGUGCUAAGAACCACGAGAAGGAGAGCGACCGAGAGGACGGCCACUCUCGGGGCGAGGAAGAUAGCGAAAACGAGUCUCUCCACAGCAGCACCAACCCCAUCUCGGAAAACGAGUCCGACUCGCUUGCGGGGCUCGGAAGCCAUUCCCCAGUCACCAGGAGCCGCAAGGAAAGCCUUGUCAACGCCGCAAAGGAGGCCGUUUGCAAAGAAGACAAACCCGCCACUGGGAGUCGGACGGCAGGCUCUUGUCCUGCAGAGUCCAGCAAGAAUGCCCAGAAGCAAACAGAGUCCCGAGGGAAGGGUGAUCGAGGGAGCCCGCCUGGCUUCAUCCAGGACUUGCUGGAGAUCCACAACAAAAAAUCUUCCAUGAGUCACAUUCUCGCCUCCGCAGAGAGUGCACCUCAGCUCUUGGGUGUCGAAUGACGGCUGCGGCAUCAUCAGCCACACACCCCAGCGAACUGACCCAGUGUACAUGGAAUAAAGUUGACAAUGCAAGCUCCCCCCCUUUUUUUUUGGAGAUGCUGAAUUGGCCUGCUGUCAUUAUGCAGGAAUGGGUUUGAGGGCUGGGAAAUUGGUGGGAGUGGGAAGAUGGCAGUCUGGAUUCAGUGCCAUAAAUCUUUCAGUAUAAAAAAAAAUGCAAAAGACUAGUUAUAUACUGAUUUGAGUGCCUUACUACUUUAUUAGGUCUUUUGGUAUCAUAGGUUUUUUU
Lacerta agilis (Sand lizard) is the source of this 5642-nucleotide messenger RNA. It is a transcript of the gene RREB1, whose product is annotated as ras responsive element binding protein 1. The coding region runs from base 425 to 5356 and encodes 1643 amino acids. The transcript is spliced from 13 exons. Gene Ontology annotation, cellular component: nucleus. Gene Ontology annotation, molecular function: RNA polymerase II cis-regulatory region sequence-specific DNA binding; DNA-binding transcription activator activity, RNA polymerase II-specific. The record is from RefSeq and is a predicted model, not a curated record. Gene Ontology annotation, biological process: regulation of transcription by RNA polymerase II. Lineage: Eukaryota; Metazoa; Chordata; Lepidosauria; Squamata; Lacertidae.